Molecule: messenger RNA, 375 nt
Organism: Trifolium pratense (red clover)
Lineage: Eukaryota; Viridiplantae; Streptophyta; Magnoliopsida; Fabales; Fabaceae
Exons: 1
Coding region: 1-375 (124 amino acids)
Biological process (GO): negative regulation of catalytic activity
Molecular function (GO): pectinesterase inhibitor activity
Source: RefSeq, a predicted model, not a curated record
AUGGUUCGUAUAUUCUCCUAUGCAGUGGUGUUCAUUUUAUGUGUUACGUCUUGUUAUGCAGUCAAAGUUGUAAACGUUGAUGCCAUUUGCAAGAACGUCACAGAUUAUACAUUUUGUUCAAAUCUUCUCAAUGCAAAACCUGGGACAAGUCGCGAUCUUGUUAGCCUUACACAAUACACCAUUGACGCGCUUCGUGUCAAUGUGACCAACACCGUCAAGCUACUCGACAGUUUAAUUGCACAUAGUGGUAGUAAUUUCAACCUAACAUACCAUUACAAUAUGUGUUCAGAACUUUUUGGUAUCCAAAAGGGUGCCCUUCAUACGUUUGAGGAUGUUGAAAAACUCUUCAAGACUGGAGAUUACGAAUCUGUGUAA